Molecule: messenger RNA, 648 nt
Organism: Cryptomeria japonica (Japanese cedar)
Lineage: Eukaryota; Viridiplantae; Streptophyta; Pinopsida; Cupressales; Cupressaceae
Product: protein DUF642 L-GALACTONO-1,4-LACTONE-RESPONSIVE GENE 2-like
Exons: 3
Coding region: 1-648 (215 amino acids)
Source: RefSeq, a predicted model, not a curated record
AUGAUUGCAGGAAAUGCCCAAAAUGGGUUUGGUGAAAAAGCUCUAGGAACUUUCAAGAAAAUGCCUUUGGCAUGCGUAAAGACAAAUUCCACAACUCUUGACAAAGUGGGAGCUUUAGAACAGGGUAUGGACACAAAUAGAAGCACAACGGAAAAAGAAACAUUGUCAGAUGUUUUAGUUGCAACUGUGAGAGUCAUCUUACCUCUCAACCUUAACCAUGAAACAUCUCUAUUACCUAGUUGGAUUGUAGAAUCAAGCAAGGUUGUGAGAUACAUAGACUCUAAUCGUUUUCUCUGUUCCAGAAAGCAAGAGGGUCAUACACUUGCUCUCAGCAAUCAAUGCUCCAUUUCACAGACCAUAAAAACAGCCACAAGAAGAACAUACAAUCUCAAAUUUUUGUUAGGAGAUGUAGUGGGUAAAUGCCAGAAACCCCUUGCAGUGAUGGCCCUCGUAAGGGAUCAAUCACAAGUUGCUAAUAACAACUCUAUCAUGAGUGACCCUUUUCAGGUCUUCAAUCUUAGUUUCAUGGCGAACUCUAAGAACACUAAGAUUGCCCUCUACAGUCUAUAUUACAACACGAAAAUGCUAGAUAACAAUUCUUUGUGUGGCCCUAUUAUCGAUCAAAUUAAAGUACUUGUUAGACCAUGA